GCAGAUGAAAACCCUCGCUGAGAAAAACUGCAAACACCAUAGAAAAACUGAAACCACGACAGAACUCAUUAAUCUGCUCUUUUCCAAUUUCGCCAUUCCUCUCUCUCCCAUUUUUUUAUUUUUCUUAUUCAAAUUUUGCAAUCCAAAUUAGAGGGAAAUUGUGCAAAACAUUUGAAACAAAUUUUUGCAGUCCAAUUGAAGUCCCCACUUGAUGCCAAUUUUUGCGAGGAAAAUAAAUAAAGCCCAAAAUCUGAUAAGUGAUAAAAAUCUUCUUCAUUUUCUUCUCAACCCUGUAAUUGAUUGAUGACAUAAAAACAAUUCAUUGGGGGUUGUGUUCGUUCCUAUUUUUUUUUUUUUUUUUGGCAAAUUUGUGCACAUGUAUUUGGACAUAGCACAUAUAUGCUUGACGAUGAAGCAAAUAACAUUGUUGUUCUUCAAUCAAAUUGGGCGCUGUUAUGGUUUGUCAAGACAAGUAAUAAUUUAUUAAGAUGUCGACACAAGCAACAAUUGCAACUUAUGUUCAUACCAAGAUGCUGGCUAAAUUGUCAACGAGAGAGACAACAACAUGUUAAACCAGACUCUGAUGUUGAUAUCUACACAAAGGCUUUUCCAUCGGAAGAAGAUAAAGCAAAUGUUGUCACAUAUGGUGUUCUUAAGCACUCCCGAUCUAUUUGGUAUCAUUGCGGGUUGUAUUCAUUUCAACUGUCUGAUGAUUCAACAUACAAAAGCAGUAGGAAAAAACAACUUUGUUCGGUAUCAUAGGAUCAGAAGUAGAAUUUCGUCUCAAGGCGUCGUUUAGGCUUGCAAAUUCUAGACUGAAGCUACUUGGGAACAACAAAGACGUGCAAGUGAAGCAAAUGAAGGGGAAACCAGUAGCUUAAGUCUGGUCAAUAUCUGAUAGUUCAAUCAUACAUUCAUUUAUUUCCGAAUAGUUUAUAUGUCCAAACAUUGAUUUUCUCGGAAAAUGAUUUUUUGUACAUUGUAGCCGAACACUCUCUUACAUAAGUCUGAUGACGUAAAACAAUUAUAUGUUGUGCUAACAACGGAAGAUGAUACUCUAAAAGUCGUUAAUAAACAUAGUAUAAAGUGAUUAAAGAGCCUAUUAAAUUUUCUAUUCUGUUUUUUGAAAA
Molecule: messenger RNA, 1130 nt
Organism: Erythranthe guttata (spotted monkey flower)
Lineage: Eukaryota; Viridiplantae; Streptophyta; Magnoliopsida; Lamiales; Phrymaceae
Source: RefSeq, a predicted model, not a curated record